Molecule: messenger RNA, 1011 nt
Organism: Nymphaea colorata (pocket water lily)
Lineage: Eukaryota; Viridiplantae; Streptophyta; Magnoliopsida; Nymphaeales; Nymphaeaceae
Product: plant UBX domain-containing protein 1
Exons: 7
Coding region: 80-844 (254 amino acids)
Biological process (GO): protein-containing complex disassembly
Molecular function (GO): ATPase binding
Source: RefSeq, a predicted model, not a curated record
AAGCUGCUAGGCGCUGCCGUAGAAAGCCACGUCCCUCCGUGGUAAUAUAUAAGAAAAGAGCAUUUCUGUAACUUGCACAAUGAGGGAAGAAUACAUCAGAGAGAAGAAACGCUUCUGCUGGUCGAUCGAUUCCAUGGAAGCAGACGAGAAUGCUCAGGUCAAGCUUGUUUCUAUGGCAGAAGAACUUGGACGAGAUAUUCGUGUAUUUAGGAACUCAGCUAGCAUUAUGCCUUCUGAUAUAACAUCGUCUGUCUCGGUAUCAAAUAGUGAUGAAGAAGAUAAUUUCUAUGAAUUUACUGCAGAGGAUUAUUUCCGAAUCUUGUCAAGUAGGAAGGAAGAUAAAGUCCUGAAGACCCGGAAAAUUCGAGAAGAGGAAGAGGCUGCUCGCAGAUCAAAGUUUACUAAGGCUGUCAUUCGGAUUCGCUUCCCAGAUGGAUAUAUUGUAGAAACAAAAUUUCAUCCAACAGAGACUGUUGCAAGUCUUAUGGAAUUUGUCAAGAAAAUCAUUGCUCAACCGGACAUUCCUUUUUAUAUCUAUAUAACUCCUCCGAAGCAGCAACUCAAGGACAUGGCAAAGGAUUUCUUUUCUGUUGGAUUUGUUCCUGGUGCUAUCGUUUAUUUUUCUUAUGAUCUACCAAAAGAUGAAGAAGGCAGAGAUGCAAGUUCUACACCUUUCCUCCGCAAUGACAUCAUGGCUCUGGCUGGGCUUGGUACAGUUACUCAACAAGCUGAAACUGUUCAGCCCUCACCAGAGCCAGUGGCAGAAGAUAUCCCUGUCGAAGGAGUUUCUGAAGCACGGCCUGUUGUCAAGAAACCUGUGAAGCCAAAGUGGUUUAAGAUGUGAACAAAAUAGAGACGUACUCUCUGUUCCUUUAUAUGUUUUUUCUUUGGGCUGCUAUUUUCAGGUUGAUCUUUGUAGGCUCAUUGUCAGAUCAUCAAUCUAUCUGUCUGUUUGGACUUUACAGCUUGUAAAAAGCAUGGUGGUCUAUUUUAUCACUUAUUCAUGUUUAA